AUGACCGUCAUUGAAAUCGACAUAGUCUUCGACUUCAUCUGCGCCUGGUGCUACAUCGGCAAACGCAGCCUCGACCGCGCCAUCGCUCUGUACCGCAAAACCUACCCGGGUGGCCGCAACGACACCAUCACCAUCCAAUGGCGCCCCUUCUAUCUCAACCCCAACAAGCACGGGCGCAGCGUGCCCAAGUCUGUUCUUUUCGAUGAACGGCUUAAGGAUAAGACGCCCGAGCAGCGUGCAGCGAUGGUCAAGCGUCUGGAUAAGAUUGCCCAGUCCGUAGGGGUCCGCAUUAACUGCGGGGGCAUGAUUGGGCCGGACACGCGCGAUGCGCAUCGCCUCGUUUAUUUGAGUCGGGAGGAUCCUACGAUUAGUUCGGAGGUUCAUGGGGAGCUUGUGGAGAAGCUGCUCGAGGCGUACCAUGACCGCGAGAUGGAUAUCUCUCGGCCGGAGGUGUUGAAGGAGGCGGCGGUAGCGGCGGGGAUUGAGGCUGCGGUGGUGGAGAGGUGGCUGGCGGAGGAUGUUGGUAAUGUGGUUGACGAGGAGGCAAGGAAGAAUAGAGAGAUUAAAGGGAUUAGGGGGGUUCCGAGAUUCCUUUUCCAAGGCAAGUAUGAGUGGGAUGGAGAGGAUCUGCAAGAGUUUAUGGAAAUCAUGGGGAAUGUGAAGGCAGAGGAGGGAAGUGAAGGAGGUCCUUGA
Molecule: messenger RNA, 693 nt
Organism: Aspergillus lentulus
Lineage: Eukaryota; Fungi; Ascomycota; Eurotiomycetes; Eurotiales; Aspergillaceae
Product: DsbA family oxidoreductase
Molecular function (GO): oxidoreductase activity
Source: RefSeq, a predicted model, not a curated record